GUGUGUGUGUGUGUGUGUGUGUGUGUGUGUGUGUGUGUGUGUGUGUGUGUGUGUGAGAGAGAUAUACCAGUUGUCCACAUAUACCAGUGUUGUCCACUGAGCUUUCGGGGUCUGCACGUCUAUGUGUUAUCUUCACAUAAUCGUUAUAAUGAAACGGUCCAGUCUUAAAAAAAAGUUCCUGUUUGCUUCUUGGGAAUACUUUUUUUCCCCCUCAUUUCUUGAAGGCCACGUCAAGAUUUUUCAACAAGAACUCGUAUUUCGAGGAUGGAAAAGCUUGUUGUGGAUCAUGCAGAAAAUUGUCUGUUAUAUCUAAUGCUUGAAUUUUUAAGGAGCCAGUUGAUGGAGCAGCUGAACUCUCAAGAGGACUCCUUACUUGUGUCCGGUCUGAAGUGCCUUUGGACACAAAAUGAACCUCUACUGCUUUUUGGAAACGGUCUCCGACGUGGCGCCUCUGCAGACUUUAAAAGGAGGGCUGAAACGUAUCACUGAAUAAGCUUGAUGAAACGUGGCAUGCUGUGCACAUCAGAGAUGAAACUGGAGCUGCACGUAGUUGCAUCAGUGCUCUCUUUGUAACCGAACAUGUAGAGCUAUGAAGCUGUGCCAUAGAUGUAGACUGGUCCUUUUGAAAGGCAAAAAGUCAGUAUUUUUUUUCAUCCUGUGUAUUGUGGAUGUCAUUGCAUUCUUGUGAACGCCACUUUCCCAGAAAACUAAGGAAUCGGCUCGCAUCAGCUUAUGUGGUUUAUUAGUGAUGAACCUUUUUAAAGAGGUGUAUGUUUUGCUUCUGUCUGUUCAGAAUAAAAUAGUUUUUGUAAGGUAGGGAAUGUUUUAUUUCAUGUCCGUGUCUGUGUGUAGCUGCAUGUUGCUUUGGUUUUACUGAUUUAAUUUUUAAAAACAAUUGCAUUAUUUGAAAUGGAAAGCCAAGACUUGAGCGCCAGUUGCUCCACCAGAGGCAGGACCUGAACUUUUGGGGUUAUAUUUUCCAGGCUAUUUGCCAGUUUGCUACUGCCGCUGUCCAUACUGGUUUCUGCCACAAGUUUAGUCAUGUUCGAUAUUCGGGCUCCAGACGAUGUUGUCUAAUGGAUUAUUGCUGCUAUUAUCAACAUGUCUGGGCCGUCUUCCCAGGUUGUGAAUAAAUAUUAGUUUACUGAAACUUCAGCUGAAACUUUGGUUGAUUAUUUAUUUUUAAAUGAUUUCUUGGCUCUGAUAGAAACACCCUUCAGUCUGCAGUUGCAUGGCCCUUGGUGAUGUGCACUGUCUUGAGUAAUUACAUUGUUCUCUUUGUCCCCCCACCUCCCCUCAUGUGAGGAGAUUAGCUCAGAGUAAUUUGUCAGAUGUGAUAAGGCAGUCCUGGAGCAACUAAGAAAGCAUAGCGUAAGCUGGGAUUUCUGCAAAGUAAAGUCAGUGGUGAGUGCGGAGCUGCUUUGUCUUUACAGUAUGGGCCAAGCCGCUGUCCAGACUUGUGGAAGAAGCAAGUCCUAUGUUACAGAGCUGUAUGAAUGGUUCAGAAAGUUUGUUAUCGAGUGUCCAAGUGGGCUAAUCGCUCUUCACGAGUUUCAAAGGCAUUUCUGUGAUGGAACUGUGGGCAGUGAGUCAGCAGAGUAUGCAGAACAGAUUUUCCGCACGCUUGACAGCAAUGGGGAUGGGGUGGUUGACUUCAGAGAGUAUGUCAUAGCCAUCAGCAUGCUUAUUGAAGGUUCAGCUGUUGAGAAACUACGCUGGUCAUUCAAGCUCUAUGACAAAGACCGAGACGGAGCCAUCACAAAGGAGGAAAUGCUGGAGAUCAUGCAGGUGUGCAGGCUCUGUGUCGUGGUAUAUAAAACAGAAGAUGUGCCAGAUGUUGCAGUUCGACUGAUGUGCGUUUCUUUGUUCGGACAGGCUGUUUAUAAGAUGAACGUGGCUGCUGGUUUAACCAAACCGAACCCACUUACAGCUGAAGAAUGCACCAGCAGGAUAUUUGUGAGAUUAGAUAAAGACAAUAACGCAAUCAUCAGUCUGGAAGAGUUCAUAGAGGGAGCGCUGGAUGACAAUUGGAUCAGAGAGAUGCUGGAAUGUGACCCGAGCACCGUGAAGGUGGGGAGGCCGCUGAAGAGGGACACUGCUUUGGAAAACCCACGGUUAAUUUGAAGUGGUUCACUAUUUAGGCACACUGGACCAGCCCGUGUUUGUGCUAAAAAUUCAAGGAAUUAAAUUCUAUCUUCAUCUAUUGUAUAACUUUGUCGUAGCUGCUUUAGAGUGCUGUAACAUUUGGAGCUUAUUUUAUCAAGCUUCCACAAGAUGAAAUGCCGUGUUUGUGUUUUUAUGUAUUGCUCUGUUCUCGGUUAUUAAUAUUCCUCAAACAUACCAGAUUUUAGAAAAAGUAUAAAUUUACAUAUGUAAAUCCAUAAUGUACACAUGACACAUGUGAGUGAAAAAAGAAAAAAAAGAACUGUUAUUAUUAAAUUCUGCACUUGUGGACAGAUUAACUUGCACAAAGUAAUGGACCCUAAUAACAUUAUCAGAAUCAGAAUCAGAAAGGGUUUUAUUGCCAAAUGUUGAGCAGGUUUACAACAUUAGGAAAUUGCUGCGGUGCUUAGUGCAAACAUACUGUCAUAAACGCUUAAAAUAGAUAUAAAAAUAAGAAUAAGAAUUAAAAGUGCUAAGUAGAUAGAUAUAUACAUGAGUGCAGGUGGUGAUCAAAGUUAAGAAGCUCUUCUCUGGUGUAAGAAUAUCCAGAGGAGUGCCCAGACACAGAGGUUAUGCACAAAAACAAAACAGAAAGAAGACAUCUCCACUAAUGAGGCCUCACCAAUGGGUAUUCAUGCUACAUCAAAGUAAUUGGGUAAUAGACUAACAAAAAUUAAAGAAAAGUUACUAUUUUUUCACUACUACAUUAUUUAUUUAUUUAUAUUUACAGUAGAUAUAUAGUGUUAAAACGUUUUCUGUGGAAAAAAACCAUUAUUUUAAACAUGUAUUUUUGAAAUUACAGGACAGUAAAUGACCAAUGUGAUUUUUAAAAAAUGUAAUUUUUACACAUCUAUUUCUUAAAAUUUACGCUCGGAGAAUCAUGCUAUUAUUAUUUUAUUUUAUUCUAUUUUAUUUAUGUAUUUAUUUAUUUAUUUUUCGUCACUGACGCGUUUACACCACUUGGUGUCGCCUGUACUUCUUUAAAGCUCACUAGCCACAAAAGUAAGGCUUCCAAGAAUUUAAGGAAUACGUCUCUUCCCCGAUCCAGGAAAACAUGGGAAAUUUCACUUUUGCGUUACUUAGCUCGACGGACCGCUGUGUGUGAAAGCUGCUGUUGGUUGUGACUAUUCCUACAUCAAGAUGACAAUAAAAAUGUUUGUUUUGUUUUUUCCAAACAGUUUCUGGUUUCUCUGAAUCAUUUCCCGUACCGGAGA
This is a messenger RNA of Haplochromis burtoni (Burton's mouthbrooder), 3377 nucleotides long. RefSeq lists its product as uncharacterized. Bases 1435 to 2124 code for a protein of 229 amino acids. The record is from RefSeq and is a predicted model, not a curated record. Gene Ontology annotation, molecular function: calcium ion binding. Lineage: Eukaryota; Metazoa; Chordata; Actinopteri; Cichliformes; Cichlidae. The transcript has 4 exons.